AUGUCAAGGAAUAAUAACAAUAAUAAUAAUAAUAAUACAAGACGUGAUCCUAUGAAAAUGACAAAUAUAAAUAAAUCUAAUAAUCAAGAUGGUGAUGCAUUAGAUACUGUUAUUAUCCCAUUAAAUUCUUCAUCAUCAUCAACAAAAAUUCAUCAAACUAAAAAUGGAAUUUCUAAAUUAUUAUUUAUUUUAUUAAUUCUAUUACUUAUUUUAAUAUUAUUAUUUUUAAUUAUUGCAUCAAUUAUUGCAAUUUAUUAUUCAAAUGCAUAUUAUAAAUGUCAAACAAUUAAAGAUGCUGAAAUCAAUCAUUUAAAAUGUAAUGAGCUUGAUGAAAUUUGUACUUCAGAAAAUGUAACAGAUGAUCUACUACAACGAGCACUUGAAUCAUUAUCAAAUCGAUCAAUGAAAGAUGUACGAUUACCAUAUACAGUAAUACCAAGUUUUUAUGAUUUAAAACUUCAAGUACAUUUACAUCAAGGCAAACCAGAAACAUUCUUUUUUAAUGGAUCUGUUACUAUCAAAAUUUAUUGUUCAAUAUCUACUAAACAAUUCUUUGUACAUGCUCAUAGUCGUUUAAAUAUUAGCUUAGAUAAAAUCAGUAUAUCUAUUCUAAGUGAUGAUGGUAAUCCAAAUGGUAAUAUUGAUCUUAAAAAUAUUUCUUAUGAAGAAGAUUUAGAAUGGUAUAGAAUAGAACUGGUACAUUCACUUCAACCUUUUACUUAUUAUGAAUUAACGUUUGGACAAUUUCGUUCAGCUUUAAACGAUGAAUUGAAAGGUUGGUAUUUGAGCAAGUAUAUAGAAAAUGGAACAUAUAAAUAUCUUGCAACUAGUCAACUUCAACCAACUGAUGCUAGACGUGUAUUUCCUUGUUGGGAUGAGCCUGGAUUUAAAGCACAAUUUCAGGUUAGUCUAAUACGUCAAAAAGAUUAUCAUUCACUAUCAAAUAUGGCUUUGGAAAGUACUGAAGAACUUAAUGAUAAUUGGUAUCUUGAUAAAUAUGAACCAAGUGUUAAUAUGUCAACAUAUUUAUUAGCAUUUGUAGUCUCACAAUUUGCAUCGAUUCGUGGUAUUGAUUCUAAAGGAAGAAAUUUUACUGUAUGGACAAGAUCAGAGAAAAUUAAUUCAGCGAAAUAUGCUCUUGAAACAGGAAAGAAAAUUAUUGGAUUUUUUGAAGAAUAUUUUGAACUUCCUUAUCCAUUGAGAAAAACAGAUAUGGUAGCGGUGCCUGAUUUUGCUGCUGGAGCAAUGGAGAAUUGGGGUCUUAUGAUAUAUAGAGAAGCAACAAUGUUAUGGGAUCCUGAAUUUGGAACAGCAGCUACUCAACAAAAAGUGGCGACGGUUAUUUCACAUGAAGUUGCUCAUCAGUGGUUUGGAAAUUUAGUUACUUUAAAUUGGUGGGACGAUCUAUGGUUAAAUGAAGGUUUCGCAAGUUUUGCUGAAUAUAUUGGAGUGGAUCAUGUUCACCCAGAGUGGGGAAUGGAUGAACAAUUUCUUCUGGAUGAUAUACAAAAAGUGUUGAUUAGUGAUUCGUUAGCAACAUCUCGGCCAGUUAUACAACCUGUUUACUAUCCAAAUGAAAUUAAUGAAAUUUUCGAUCCAAUUUCUUAUAAUAAAGGUGCGUCCGUUUUGAGAAUGAUGGAGUCAUUUAUGGGUCGAAACACAUUUCGUGCAGGUGUAAAAAAUUAUCUAUAUCAAAACAAAUAUAAAAAUACUGUUCAUGAAGAUUUGUGGAGGGCGCUCACUGAGGCAGCAAAGCGUGCAGGUAAAGAUGUGAAUGUUAAAGCCGUAAUGGAUACCUGGAUGAAACAGAUGAAUUACCCAUUAGUAAUCAUUCAAAGAAAUACUGAUGGCCAAUUUCAGUUUGUACAAAAACAUUACUUAGAGCCACAGGAUGCUAAGUCGCCGAAAAAUCCCUCACCAUACAACUUUACUUGGAAAAUACCAUUGACUUAUGGAUCAGCAAAGACUAUUAACUGGGAUGAAACAGAUGUCAUUUGGAUGAUGAACAAGACAAUGACCCAAACACUAGAUGUUGCAGAAAAUUCUUGGUAUUUAUUCAACAUUAAACAAGCUGGAUUUUAUCGUGUUCAUUAUGCUGACAAUAACUGGGAACUAUUGACAGAACAGUUGUAUAAAGACCAUCGUGCUAUUCCACUUCAUUCACGAACACAAAUUUUGGAUGACUUAUUCAACUUGGCGAAUCGUGCUACUGUUUCAUACGAUGUCUACUUAAAUCUGACAAAAUAUUUGAAAAAAGAAGAUCAGUAUGUUGUAUGGGAAACGACUCGUCGAGCAUUAUCUUAUUUAGACCGUAUGCUUGCCAUGGACGAGAGUUAUGGAGCUUUUCAAGCAUAUUUGCGUACGCUCGUAGAUGAUCCUCUUAAAUCAGUGGACUGGACAACAAUGAAAGAAGAUAAAGAUCAUAUGAAGCAUAUGUUACGCCUGACAUUAACUCGUCUAGCAUGUCAAGCUGAACAUCAUUCAUGCGUUAAAAUGGCUACAGAAUAUUACAGAAAUUGGAUGAUUAAUCCUUCACAAAAUUUGAUCCCACCAAGUUUGAGGCCAGCUGUUUAUUGCACAGCAAUUAGAAUCGGUGGACAAAAAGAAUGGGAGUUCCUAAAACAACGUUUAUUAGAAGUAGAUAUUAAAGAGGAUGAGAAAAAUAGUAUUUUACAGGCAUUGUCUUGUUCUCGUGAUAUGUGGAUAGUAAGACUACAUUUGGAAUGGGUCAUAAAAAAUAAUCAAAAAGAUCCUCAGGAUUUAUUGGAUGCACUUUCAUCUGUGGCAUUGUAUCCUAUCGGCCAGACACUUCUAUGGGAACAUAUUCGUGAAGCGUGGAGAUUUAUAAUGAAUGAAGGGAAAAACGCAACUCGCCCAACUGCUAAAGCCGCUUCAUCUGAUGAUCUCAAUGACAUUUGCAAGUAUCACCAAACCGCAAACUCUGGGCGUCAUAAUGAGUGUGUACUAACUGUUAUUCUUAAAAUAUUAUCCAAACGUCAUUACACACUGAAUAACAUACCGGAUCAAGAAGAAGUACUUGCUAUGCAAAAUUCUGGACAAAAACUACUUGAAAAUCAUGUUCUGAAACGUGGAUUAAAUGAUUUGUUUAAAAGGUCAAAGGAAAACAUGAAAUGA
Molecule: messenger RNA, 3135 nt
Organism: Schistosoma margrebowiei
Lineage: Eukaryota; Metazoa; Platyhelminthes; Trematoda; Strigeidida; Schistosomatidae
Source: the annotation of a GenBank genome assembly